GGCUGAGAUUCUGAGACUACAGUCAUCGCCUUCCCAAUCGUACCCAGUCAAAAGUUGCAAAAUUGUCCACCGUCUUGUGGCGAUAUGGCUGAAGCUGCCCUUCAACAACAGCCUGAGCGGUGCAAACUCUGCAGCAACCUCGUAAUUGAUGACAACGAGCCGAGGGGCACAGGGCUCCAUGGAGCGCCCUACGUCUCGUAUCUUGAGGGGAGUCACAAGAACGGGUGUCGGUUCUGCGGCUACCUGCUACAGAUCCAGCACCUUUUCGGCAUCUUUGUACGGUGGAACUUCAACGGUGAUAGCUACUCAGGUUACUGCGAUCGUCCGACCUUUGAAACCCUCAAAAUCAGUAACCCCACUUGUCCGACGUCCAGGGGGGAGCGAAUCCUUGUCCGGCCAUUCCAAGUACACCAUAAAGCGCUCGAGAUAUAUCGAGAGCACUCCGGUCUGCCGAGCCCAUUUGGCAAACCGAUCGCCGUCGGUGAACGGACAGACUCGGCGUCCACCUGGAUAUUCCUCCAGGACUGCCUCACGUGGUGCGCAACACAUGCAUCCUGUGCUCAAGAGGGACCACUUCGCCUCCCCACCCGACUCUUGCACUUUGAUUCAUGUUCUGCAGGAGUCGUCUCUCUCGUGGAAACCAAGCAGGGUGAUGCGAUGCCCUAUGUUGCACUUAGCCACUGCUGGGGCGGCGACCUUCCCGUCAAGCUCACGACCGCCAGCUACAAGUCCUUCCGGAGCGGACUGCCGCGGGAAUGCCUCCCCAACACGUUCCAAGAUGCCGCUACUGUCGCAGCUCGUUUCGACAUCGCGUACAUCUGGAUCGAUGCCCUCUGCAUCAUCCAAGACGACGCAGGUGACUGGGUCCAGGAAGCUGCGCAGAUGGCUCAUGUCUACAGCAAUGCGCACUUCACCAUAUCCGCAGCGUCCUCGAAAGACGGCUCUAUCUCAUUUCUGAAGCAGCAGAGGACUAUGCCACUGGUCCUUGGCUUAGAAGACGAUACCGGCCACCUCGACAGUCCACCAGAGCAGCUCCUAGCACGGAAGCGGUUUGAGACGGGCAUCCACUCGUAUGGCAAGGCGUUCGACGCUACCCUCGAUCCAACCGAUCUCCGCGGCUGGAUCAUGCAAGAAAAAGUCCUCUCGCGACGCACAAUGGUCUUCUCGUCGGAUGAAGUCCAGUGGGAGUGUCGAAAAGCUCGAGUAUGUGAAUGCUCGGGCAUCACGCCCUGGGACAGCAAUAUCGGCCAACCAAUGCACGGGACGGCAAGGGAGGAGCCGCGCAAGGGGUCUCACGGACCAGGGUCGCUCGAGAUCUGGCGCAGGUCUAGCCCCGGGCAGAGGCAUGAGAGCUGGAACACUCUAAUCUCGGAUUAUACGCUCCGGUCUCUGACCAAAGAGACGGAUAAGCUGGUGGCAUUCGCUGGCAUGGCUAGGAAGUUUUCUUUGUACGAAAAUUCAGCCUACUACGCCGGCAUCUGGCAAUCCACACUGCCGGCUGGAUUGUCUUGGUACGUGUAUCAGCACUACCGCGUCCGGAGCCUGCUGCCACAGAGCUACAUUGCGCCUUCGUUUUCCUGGGCGUCUGUCAAGGGGAAUGUCGACAUCAUGCCGGCGAUAGCUUCUGAAAGCUUCAACGCUUGCGCCCUUAUUAACAAGGUCGAUGUAUCCCUCGCCACAGCGGAUCCAUUUGGCGCAGUGCGGUCUGGAUCGAUCACGCUCGCUGGCAUCCUCAUGACCGGCGAGAUGCGUUACAAUUCCUCUUGGGCGGGGAUACGGGUCAAUCGCAAGUCCGGCAAUCCCGGGGCCUACACGGUUAGCUUCAAGGGUACCGUGGCGUUUACGGACGACCAACAAUUGCCUCAAUUCUUCCACGACUGCGAGCUUGUCCCACGAGGCAGCAGUGCCGACGCGGACGGCGAACAAGCCACAGUCGGGCGGUCAAUCGAAGCGAGCCCAACAUCGUGGGGCCCAAGCACGGUAUAUUUGCUCCCGGUCUGCAUGGCGGCGGUCUCGACUACGUCUCCAUAUGUCGGUAUGCACGGCCUCGUGCUAGGGCGGCGGUCCGGCGGCAGCAGCUUCGAGAGGCUUGGACUGUUCCCGUUUGGCUUUGGGGGGUUGCAAUUUGACGACAUGACAACCUAUCAAGAGCAAAUUAUCAGAAGCUUUGCCGCAGCGGGGACGUUUCAGGAGGUUGUCAUCGAAUAGGGUCAUACUUCAAGAGUUUGCCCGUCCUUCAUUUCCCUCCAGAAUGACGUCCGGCCUUAGACAUCCAUUAGACAGCUGUCAGCCCACUUCCUCGGUGUGAUACCGCCCUUCAUCCUACCUGGGCGCAGCACCCAGAGGAGGAGCCGGCUCCGGCUCCCUCCCGUAAUCUUAUAUUGUUUGCGAAUAGCUUCAUUCUAUAAGGCGUUGUUUAAGUUGCCACGUCCUACUUAUAUAGGGCACCACCGGAAUUUUCCGUUGCCAGAGGUGUUCCGAAUAUUGGUUGACAAAUUCGACCACGGCUACGUCCCUGUGGAGGUCGAUAAGAAGAACUGGGAGGCCUGUUGAGUGUUCCCUACACCUCACGCACCUGAAGUACUAGCGAAUUCUAGCCGUCAACACCUAGACGACCGGGGCCUACGACGGCGUACCAGCAUCUAUUCAAGUUCUCG
Lasiosphaeria miniovina is the source of this 2657-nucleotide messenger RNA. Its product is annotated as heterokaryon incompatibility protein-domain-containing protein. Lineage: Eukaryota; Fungi; Ascomycota; Sordariomycetes; Sordariales; Lasiosphaeriaceae. The transcript has 3 exons. The coding region runs from base 85 to 2208 and encodes 707 amino acids. The record is from RefSeq and is a predicted model, not a curated record.